CAGAAAUAAAGAACAAUAACAGGAGCCAGGUUGCAACCAUAGCAACGCCACCGGUGUGCUGUUCUCCUUAAAGUGGUGUGGAUGGAAAGAGGGAUGCUGCUCUGAACUCCACACUCCCACUCCCGCCCAGUCUCACCCGGUUCAAGGUACUGGGAGUGUCCAUCUGUGUGUCUGUCUGUCUCUGUCUGUGUGUCUCUGCCUGUGAUGGAAGAGGCAGAGGAUAGCGAGGAGGAGCCCAAAUUCCUGCGCCCUCAACCAGCAGCACCCCAACUAACCGAGGAUGAUCAUGGGAGCCGUGGAGGACCCACGAUGAAGAAAUUGACGGCAGGAGGCGGGGCCGCGUCCGCCGCUCGCAAAAACUCCUACAACAAUGAGCUGUGGCUCCUGCAAGACGAGGACUCCACACCUGUCAGUGCCAGUGCCAGCAGAGCCUGCGCUCUGUUGUGCCAGAGGGCUGCUGGUGCUGCUGGCGGCUCACAGUCUGGAGAGACAGUCUCAGAGGGACGCGUGAGAGGAGAAGUAGCCAUCGCAAUGAUAUGCAACAAAAACGGAGACUGUAGAAGGGACCCGACCAGUUCAGGGAGCCUCUCCUCUCUCAUUUCAAAGCAGGAGAGGCAGACAGAUGGAGGAGUAGCUGAGGAGGACUGUACGAGGCAGGUCGCAGUCAUGGAUGGUUCCAUCACUUCAGCGGGGUCCCUGAAUCAGUUGUCCGGGGCCGAGGUCAAGACCACGGCAACGAUGGAGAAAAAGGACUCCAGAGUCUCGUUCUCCAACACCCCGGCUAGUAAAGGGCAGACUCCGAGUCAGCAGUCGAGAAACUCUGUGACAUUCUCCAAGGCUGAUGAUGGCUCUCAGAUAGUGCCGGCCGAUGGAGACUCCAGGGGGAAUCAGACGUACAUGCAGCGGCAGUUCAGCGCCAUGCUUCAGCCCGGGGUGAACAAGUUCUCCCUGCGCAUGUUUGGCAGCCAGAAGGCUGUGGAGAAGGAACAGGAGCGCGUAAAGUCAGCGGGUAACUGGAUUAUACACCCAUACAGUGACUUCAGGUUCUACUGGGACUUCUCAAUGCUCAUGUUUAUGGUGGGCAACCUGAUCAUCAUCCCUGUUGGCAUCACCUUUUUCAAAGACGAGACCACCACGCCCUGGAUCAUCUUCAACGUGGUUUCUGACACCUUCUUCCUCGUGGACCUAGUGCUGAACUUCAGGACGGGCAUCGUGUUCGAGGACAACACCGAGAUCAUCCUGGACCCUGAGAAGAUAAAGAAGAAGUACCUGAAGACCUGGUUUGUGGUGGACUUUGUCUCCUCCAUACCUGUGGAUUAUAUCUUCCUCAUCGUUGAGAAGGGGAUCGACUCAGAGGUGUACAAGACGGCCCGGGCGCUCCGCAUCGUACGCUUCACCAAGAUACUCAGUCUGCUGCGGCUGCUCAGGCUGUCCAGACUCAUCCGCUACAUCCACCAGUGGGAGGAGAUCUUCCACAUGACCUAUGACCUGGCCAGUGCUGUGGUACGAAUAUUCAACCUGAUUGGUAUGAUGCUGCUGCUGUGUCACUGGGAUGGCUGUCUCCAGUUCCUUGUUCCCAUGUUGCAGGACUUCCCCUCUGACUGCUGGGUCUCCCUCAAUAAGAUGGUGAAUGACUCAUGGGGCGAGCUUUAUUCCUUCGCCCUCUUUAAGGCCAUGAGCCACAUGCUGUGCAUCGGAUAUGGAAGACAAGCCCCAGAGAGCAUGUCAGACAUCUGGCUGACCAUGCUCAGUAUGAUUGUCGGGGCCACCUGCUAUGCCAUGUUCAUUGGCCACGCCACAGCACUCAUCCAGUCUCUGGACUCAUCCAGACGGCAAUACCAAGAAAAGUACAAACAAGUGGAGCAGUACAUGUCUUUUCACAAACUACCGGCAGACUUCCGACAGAAAAUCCAUGACUACUACGAGCACAGAUACCAGGGCAAGAUGUUCGAUGAGGAGAGCAUCCUUGAGGAGCUUAAUGAGCCUCUGCGCGAGGAAAUCGUCAACUUUAAUUGUCGUAAGCUGGUGGCCUCCAUGCCGUUGUUUGCCAAUGCUGAUCCCAACUUUGUGACAGCCAUGCUUACCAAACUGAGGUUUGAAGUCUUCCAGCCCAAAGACUACAUCGUCAGAGAGGGCACCAUCGGCAAGAAGAUGUACUUCAUCCAACACGGGGUGGUCAGUGUCCUCACCAAAGGGUCCAGCAGCAUGAAGCUACUGGACGGCUCAUACUUUGGAGAGAUCUGUCUGCUGACCCGUGGCAGACGGACGGCCAGUGUUCAAGCGGACACUUACUGUCGCCUGUACUCGCUCUCUGUGGAUAACUUCAACGAGGUGCUGGAGGAAUAUCCCAUGAUGAGGAGGGCCUUUGAGACGGUCGCUAUUGACAGAUUGGACAGGAUAGGCAAGAAGAACUCCAUCCUGAUGCACAAAGUUCAACAUGAUCUGAACUCAGGCGUUUUCAACAACCGUGAGAAUGAGAUGAUCCAGGAGAUUGUUAAAUACGAUCGGGAGAUGGUUCAACAAGUUGAGGUACCACGCCAGCGGGCCAUGUCCUUGACGCCUUCUUUACAUGGUGGCAUCUUUUCUUCUCCAAGUUCCUCUCCCCAGCCACCAAAUUCUGCAAUUGCCACUUUGCAGCAGGCUGUAGCCAUGAACUUUUGUCCCCCCAUGCAAGGGAAUUCAGUAGGAGCAGGGAAUCUGCAGUCCCCCAGGAUGGUUCGGAGAUUCCAGGUAAUGGAAAAUGUACCCAGCCCUGUCUCAGCCUCUCCACUGCAGUCUCAACUCUUUGCUCCUGUUACCUUUGCUCCCAUCAUGGCCAGCCCUCCUGUCCAGAGCCCACUGGCAGCUGGAGGGCGAUCACUUCAGUAUGGAGCCGGUGCCAUGGCCGGUCCAACCUCAGGCUCCCAGCUUUCUCUAGCCCAGCAGCACAUACCCAGCCCUGCACACCGGCCAAGCACGCAUAAGAGCACCCAUUCCUUGCAUAUGGACAGUCUGAGCCAAGAUGCCAGGGCACUGUCUGCCUCUCAGCCCUCACUGCCUCAUGAGGGAGCACAGCCAGGUGCUCCUAGUCCCUCUCACUCUACACGAGUCUCUUCCACUUCUAUUGGACCCAGUCAGACCCCAUCUGGUCCCACAGGUGUCCGGAGUGGAAUUCCUCAUAGGGUUAUUCUGCCCCACCAGAUGUCCUUCCCUGUAGCAUCCCUACCUGGGUCCAUGCAGGGGGCUGGUGCUGGACUGGCGGUAGGGGGUUUGGGAACAGGUCUUGGAGACUCAGGACUACCCAAGAAAGACUCAAUAACGAGUCUUCCUGAGACAGAACAUGUCAAAGUUAGAUCCAGGCUUUCCUCAAAUUUGUGAUCUUAAUGAGACUCUUCCGAAGGAGUGACUCAAUCAGGGGUUUGACUGCAGGAGUGGGGAUUUUUAUUCUUUCUCUUACAGUUCCUCUUCUCUGUUCCCACUCCUGUUUGACUAUCCGAAUGUAUGAAUGUUGAGUGACUGGCAGUAGGGAGAAUCUAAAGAGACUGUUCCUAGAUUAUAAAGUCUGUAAGGUGACUUUUGGAUCUGCAGCAUUGAGAUAUUUCUACUUACCGAUUAAGUAGUUGCACAAAUCAGUAGUGGUAAAGUAGCAUCUUCCCUUCCCUGACUCUUUUUACUUUAUUUCACCAAAUAGUCAAUAACUUGGUAUUUAUGCUUCACUAACCCAUCAUUUCAUGAAAACCUGGGUUCAGAUGGAAAUAAAAAAAAUCAGGGACCUGCUUUGGAUAUCAAAUGUCACAAUCAAGGAGUUUACCAACUAUAUCGCCCACAUUUUGUAAGUACAGAAUUUUGUCAAACUGACUACAGAAGUUAACUUUCUCAUAAACGCAUGAUCAUUUUGGUUUCAUGAAAAGCUCUUUUAACAUUGAAAUGGUAUUUUUCUUUCGUAUACUAAGUAUCUAUUUCGUAUGUAGAAGUGUGAGGGCCAUUCUUCUUUUAGAAUAAAGUCAUAAUUUUGAGAAAAGAGUAGUUAUACGAAUUCAUAAUUAUAGUCUAUGGUAAGCUUGCAUGUUAAUUUGAAGGGAAAGAUCAGAAAAGCAGCCAGGGCAGAGAAUACUGUGAAGUUACACUCUAGUGUAGGUUUUCAUUAAUGAUUAAACUCUCAGCCAAUGUGUCAUUUUCAGGAUUUGAAGAGGGUUUGCAAGAAACUGAGUCUUGAAUAAGGGCAGUCUGAUGAGGCAACAUGUGAACCCUCUACACUUUAGUGCAGGCAGCUGGCUGUUUUUCUGAUAUCCUCCAAUGUAUUUUUUAUACAUGGAUUAACAAUAGCCUGGAUUAGACUUCUUUGUCAUAACAUUCCAACUUGUCUCGAGAUUAUGACUAUGUAUCCAUAAAAUUAGGAGUGAAUUAUUGUAAUAUUAUGACUCUAUUCUCAAAAACUCAAUAAACCUUUCAUCUUUCAGAGUAUAGCCCUUAACCUCUAUCAUACUACUGACCAGAUGUGUAAGCAUUAUGUUUUAUGAGUAUUAUUAGCUAAGGGAUAAUUUUACUACCCCAAUUCUAAAAAAAAAGUUGGGAUGCUGAGUAAAAUCUUAAUGAAACACAUUUUGAUGGUUUACAAGUCAUUUAAACCAUAUUAGUGCUAAGACAACAUAAUACAAAUUAAUAAUUGUAUUGCUUGUGCAAAAUAUAUGCUCAUUUUAAGUUUGUUGCCAGCAACAUGGUUCGAAAGAGUUUUGGACAGAGGUAUGCUUAUCUUCUGUUAAAUCACCUCUUCUUUUAACAACACUCUGUAAAUAUUUGGGAACUGAGGAGACCAGUUUCUUGAUUGCUGAAGUCUUGCCUGACAUAAGAUUUCAGCUGUUCAACAGUUCAGGGUCUCCUUUGUUGUAUUUUUCAUUUUCAUGGUGCGCUAAAUGUUUUCAAUGGUUGACAAGUCCAAACUGCAGACAGGCCAGUCAAGCAUCAGGACUUUUCUACUACAGAGCCAUGCUGUUGUAAUACAUGCAGAAUAUAGUUUUGCGUUGUCUUCAAUGUCUUGAUGAAAUAUGCAGAAGUCUUCCCUGGAAAAAAGGCAUUGUUUGGAUGGCAGCAUAUAUUGCUCCAAUACCUGUACUGCUCAACAUUAAUGGUGCCUUCCCAGAUGAUCUACUCAUGCCAUAAGCACUUGUACAUCCCCAUACAAUCACGGCUGCUUGCUUUGAACUGUGUGCUGAUAACAUGCUGAGUGGUCUCUCUCCUCUUUAAGAGUGGAGGAUUCAUUAUCCAUGAUUUCCAAAAAGAAUGUCAAAUUUUGACUCGUCAGACCACAAGACAGUUGACCACUACACCUUUCUGGAUCAUGUUUCUAAAAAGUUUUCCUCCUGUAGCGACAAACUAUGUUCAUACAAAAUGGUUUUUAGACAUGAGUUCAUGCAGUGAUAUCCACUGCAGAGUCAUGUCUGUUUCUAUCGCAGUACCGCCUGAGGACCCUAAUAUUGUGGCCCUUCAAUAGUGAUUUUCAGCCUUGUCCCCUUUAUACAGAUUUCUCCAAUUCCUCUUAAUCUCUUAAUUACAUGACAUACUGUAGAUGAACAGACUUCUAGAUUCUUCCCAAUUUUAAACUGGGGAGCAUUAUUCUGAAAUAGUUAUUAGUUAUUAUAAUUAUUUGCUCAUGUAGUCAAUCACAGAGUGUUGCAGCCUCUCUGGAAUGCCCUUUUGAUACCCGGACACGUUACUAACCUGUUGCAAGUUUUACCUUAUUAGUUGGGAGAUGUUCCUCCAGGUGUUUUGUCUAAGCGUUACACAAUUUUUGUAGUGUUUUGUUGUCUGAGAUUUGUUGCUGGUAUAGAAAUUAAAGUGAGAAUAUAUUUUCCAUGAAAUCAACAUUUGAUGUGUUAUCCUUGCAGGUUUUCAAAUAAAUAUCAGGUUUAAAUAAUGCAUAAACCUUCAAAGUCCGUUUUUUUUCUCCAACAUUAUAGAGUUUUGAUUGAAAAUAAAAUAAAUAAAAAAACACAGGUGUUUGACAUUAUUUCUCUCUAAAUUCCGAGCCAUAUUACCCUCAGACUUUAGAUAUAAAGUAUGAAUUAGUUCACUUAAAGACAAUGUGAUAUUUUCAUAUUGUAUUUUAAGUCUCCCCUGCCUUUAAACCACCCUUAAGAUAGAUAAUUUAUUCCCUGGGAUAAGAUAUAAAGCAAUGAAAUUGUUCCAUUUUGUAAUUAAGUCUGAGGGACAUAUUGUCUGUUUCUAGCCGAGACAUUGAUCGAUAGAGGAGACAUCUGCAAUUUGUUUUUUUAAAUAUGCAUUAUCUAUAUAUUUAGAUCAACAGUGGAACAAAUAAUGUAAAUAAAGUUGUGCAGAAAAAUAUCACUCAACUUUGCAUCUCUACAAAGCUUUUUAAUCUUUAUUUGUUCUUUUUCCAGAACUUUUUUUUCCAGCAAAAACUUCCUCAAAUCCUCAGAACAAAAGACAAAUAAAUAUCAAACUAACAUACCCACAGAUUAAUGUAGCUUCAACAUUUACAACAUCUGAGAGAAAUAACACUGACUUAAAGCCACUUCUUAUUAACAGCAUAUUUUAUUUUGAAGCAAUUGGUUUAUGGAGUAUAGCGGCGAGAGCAGUUCAUUCCCCCAUUUUGUAUGUUAAUUGUAGGACUGCAGUAAUAGACUGCAAUGCAACUUUAUACGACUCAAAAUGUAAAUCCAUUCAAACCCUCACAUUGAAAUUAUGAAUCAAUUUUUUCCCAACCGUAAUCUACAUUUCUUGCAGCAGCAGUUGUAAUGGCCAUGUGUCACUGUGCCAGUCAGUAGAUAAUGAGACUCCUGCAAAGCUCAACUUCACUGCAAGUUUUACAGUUUAAUCAGAAGCCAAGGACAGUGAAGAGACUCUGCAGGAUUUGUAUUGCAGUGGGCCUCUGUCAUUAAUUCUUCUAUAAGAAUGCCAACGAUUUGUGUCCAAAGCAUUAAAAAGGGACCUUUUCUCCCAGACCUGACAUUCUUUCUGCCUCAUCUCACUAAAGCCUGAACCAUUACUGGAUAAUGAGAGUGGAAAUUGGAAUCCCUCUGGCCUGUUUAGGACCGUUAUUAUUCUCCUUCAAUUGGAUUUUAUUAUACAGUGCCAAUGAUGAGUUCAUUCUCUAUGAUCAUCCUGCAUUUCAUUUUGUUUUGUUGUAGUUCCUGCUUUGCUAUCCACCUUGAGAGUUCCCAAUGAGUUAAAGUUGAAGGUUCUUGCAAAGUAUUUUUAAGCAGAAUUUUUGAGAUCUACUGUGUUUUGUUUUGGCAUCAAAUUAUGCCCUGUGGAACCUAUUUGAAUGCCCAAAAUGAUAAAUAUAGAUGUUUGUUAUGAGAAUAUUGCUUUACUGAACUCCACAAAAUAAUUUGGUCCUAAUCAACCCCACAUUCUUCAUUAAAACUAAAGAAAAAAGGCCUUAAAAUUUCCUGUAUGCAAAAGUUUAAUGUGUUAGGAUAUGGAUAUAAUGGAGUAAAAAAAAUCUGUACAAAUCGGAGGAAACUCCACUCAACUCAAUCAGACGUCUUGUCGAUGUUCAGCACAUAAAGCAAUAACUAUUUCAAAUAGAGAGUUGUCACUCUAUGCAGAUGGUCUGUUGUUUUCUUCAAUAUAUAAAAUGAUUCACCUUUUUGAGUGAUUUUGAAAACUAAUAGUUGUUAAAAGUAUGUUUUUGGAUGUUUUUAAAGGGGUUUCCAGUUUCAAACCACACUUACAAAUGACAAUAACUUGACUGACAUGGCUGUUAUAUCUUUGUAUGGACAUAGUUGUUAUUGUGUAAACUUGACCUUAUUUAUUUGGCUUAGUUUACAGUUACUGACAACACACUAAAAAAAGGAAAUGUUUGACAACGAAUAUGUUUUGAUCUGUGACAAAAUGCAUAUUAUCAUCUGUUAUGAACUAAUAUUUCUUGAGCAUAAACAGUAAUUAAAGCAGAACAAACAUUUUGCAUAACAAGAGAUUAUUUUCCAACAGUAGCUCACAGUACCACCCACAGUUUGUAUUUAAACCUGUGCCAGUUGCUGUGAGGUCUGCAUGGUUCCUCCUUUUGUGUAUUUUUAAUGGUUUAUCUAUUAAGUCCUGGAAAUAUUUCAAACCCUGCGUCUUUAACCAAUGCUUUUUUUUUCCCAUCCAUGAUUUUACCUCUGCCAUCUAAUUAGCAUGUUGCCCAGGAUUCUGUAAAUGCCUUUUACCCUGUUUUUUUGCAACUUUACAAACAUAUUAAGUGUUAUGUAAAUGUUACAACAACUCAGCUGUUCAGCUUUUUCAGUACACCCUCCAGGCUUUGUGAAGGCAUCUGCGCCAGACACAUGCAGCAGCUGCAACAUCAAUAUAGGCAUAUGUUUUCUCUGAGCAGUAUGCUUUAAAAAAAAUUUUUUUUUUCCUCUAAGGUUUACUUUAAGGACUCUUUUCUUUCCUUUCUUCAAGCAGCUUGUUCAAAAUGUUCUACCAUUUUUUUUUUCAAGAAUGUGUCUUUGGUUUGAUUACUGAUGGUAUAGCAGGAUGGUUGAGAGUGUUUCAAAUGUUUACAUUCAAGGGAGUUUUUUAAUUGCUGGAGCAAUGGCGCAAUUUUGUGUCUCUAACUUUGUCACACUUGUAUUUAUGCUUAUUAGUUCUGAUCAUUUCUUCCUUAUUGACCAACAGUAACAACACUAACAAUGGUAAAUAUAUAAUGCACUUGCAUUUUGUGGUUUACAGUAACAUGUAAAGUAACUGCAGUCGUUCAGCAUUUAUUUUUUCCUUUACUUCUUGGCUUUUCUUUCUUGCGCUCUAUCCCAGUCCCAAACCUGUUAGUGUGUCUAACUGCAUUAAAUACAAAUACAAAGCCAACAUCGAUACCAAAACUCAUCCAUUACUUAGCUCUACAGACAAAUGCAGGCUUACAGUGCAGUGCUAGCAUUUCUGCAUCAGGGACCUGAUUUUCUUUGAUUAAACCAGUCUACAGUUGUCCCUUCCCCUCUCAUAACAUGUACUGUGCAUACCUAGUGCCUAGCAUACACUGUAGUCUCCACAAACAUGUACUACGUAUAUUGUUUAUGUGUGUGGCUGUACAAAAGAUGCAAGCUCCUCACAAUAAAGAUAUCACUGUCAGUUAUAUCCCACUGCAAUACUUGUAAAAAGGAGAACAAAUAAACUGUAUUUGACUACGA
Messenger RNA from Notolabrus celidotus (New Zealand spotty), 9110 nucleotides. It is a transcript of the gene hcn2b, whose product is annotated as hyperpolarization activated cyclic nucleotide-gated potassium channel 2b. The transcript is spliced from 8 exons. The record is from RefSeq and is a predicted model, not a curated record. Gene Ontology annotation, biological process: potassium ion transport; transmembrane transport. Lineage: Eukaryota; Metazoa; Chordata; Actinopteri; Labriformes; Labridae. Bases 205 to 3357 code for a protein of 1050 amino acids. Gene Ontology annotation, cellular component: membrane. Gene Ontology annotation, molecular function: voltage-gated potassium channel activity.